Messenger RNA from Galeopterus variegatus (Sunda flying lemur), 1646 nucleotides. It is a transcript of the gene RAB5C, whose product is annotated as RAB5C, member RAS oncogene family. NCBI's taxonomy places the organism in Eukaryota, Metazoa, Chordata, Mammalia, Dermoptera, Cynocephalidae. The transcript is spliced from 6 exons. The coding region runs from base 196 to 846 and encodes 216 amino acids. Gene Ontology annotation, molecular function: GTP binding; GTPase activity. The record is from RefSeq and is a predicted model, not a curated record.
GCUGAAAGGCGGAAGUGGAGGCCGGAGCCUGGGACACCGCCGGGGGGAGAGGAGUGGAACCAGUCUGAGCCCCGGCCCCAAGUAACGCCGCCGCCCCGGAACCGCCUUGGAGGCCCCCCUCCCCACUAAGUGCCUCUUUACGUAGCACUGGCCCCCGCCCCCACGCUCACUGGGACCACUACAGCGGGACGGGCCAUGGCGGGUCGGGGAGGCGCAGCACGACCCAACGGACCAGCCGCUGGGAACAAGAUCUGUCAAUUUAAACUGGUCCUGCUGGGGGAGUCUGCGGUGGGCAAAUCCAGCCUCGUCCUCCGCUUUGUCAAGGGACAGUUCCACGAGUACCAGGAGAGCACAAUUGGAGCGGCCUUCCUCACACAGACUGUCUGCUUGGACGACACAACAGUCAAGUUCGAGAUCUGGGACACAGCUGGACAGGAGCGGUAUCACAGCCUGGCCCCCAUGUACUAUCGGGGGGCCCAGGCUGCCAUCGUGGUCUAUGACAUCACCAACACAGAUACGUUUGCACGGGCCAAGAACUGGGUGAAGGAGUUACAGAGGCAGGCCAGUCCCAACAUCGUCAUUGCACUCGCGGGAAACAAGGCUGACCUGGCCAGCAAGAGAGCUGUGGAAUUCCAGGAAGCACAAGCCUAUGCAGAUGACAACAGUUUGCUGUUCAUGGAGACAUCAGCAAAGACUGCCAUGAACGUGAAUGAGAUUUUCAUGGCAAUAGCUAAGAAGCUUCCCAAGAAUGAGCCCCAGAAUGCAGCUGGUGCUCCAGGCCGGAACCGAGGUGUGGACCUCCAGGAGAACAACCCAGCCAGCCGGAGCCAGUGCUGCAGCAACUGAGCCCCCCUUGCCUGCCCACUGUCCUCACCUCCUCCGCCUGAAUGACCUGACUGGAAUCCACUCUAACCAAUCGCACUUAACGACUCGGGCCACCACUGGGGCGGGGCAGGGGGAGGGGUCUACCAUGAUUUCUCCAUAUAAUUUUGAUCAUAGGCUGGAGUGAGUUAUUCCACCUGCACCUUUCUGUACAAAUACUAAUUCAAUUUUAAGUCUUAAGUCACUUUUUUAAUAUAUAUGAUCUGCUGUUCCCACUUCCUCCCCUUUCUUCUGCUCUCCCACUUUUCCUUUGUUGGUAGUAGCCACAUGCUCCUGUUUCCUCCACCCUUGUUUAUGGGGAUGGCAGGUUGGGGCUGUUACCCUUCCUUUCCCUCUUGCUGAGUAGCAGACUCAGCAGGAGCAUCCACAUCCUUACCUUGUUUGGAGUGGUCUUGGUUUGGGGUGGUGGGGCAGGCCUUGGGGCGAGGGAAGGGAGAGGCAGCUCUUCCCUCAACUGGCUGUCAUCAGGCUGCAGCCCCUACCCCCACCCUGACUCUCAGUGGAGAGGAACCAUUCAUUACCACAGCAUUAUUGUGACAGCCACAAACCCAUUGCCCACAGCCCCUCCACCCUCGAUCACCCUGACCUCUGGCUCUGAGCCCUGUUCUGACCAAAUCACGAUGAUGAGUAUUUGGGGGUGGGUGGGUAAGGGGGGGAGUGGGAGGGGAUGGAACCAACUUUUUCUGUAUUUUGUAUUGUAUGUUUUCUUCAACAUGUAACCAAUCAAUAUCUUGUCAAUAUAGUCAGCCGAUCGUUCGACCUCA